Molecule: messenger RNA, 966 nt
Organism: Penicillium soppii
Lineage: Eukaryota; Fungi; Ascomycota; Eurotiomycetes; Eurotiales; Aspergillaceae
Exons: 1
Coding region: 1-966 (321 amino acids)
Cellular component (GO): mitochondrion
Molecular function (GO): nucleic acid binding
Source: RefSeq, a predicted model, not a curated record
AUGCGCCUGUUGUAUCUACGCCAUGGCCUUGCUGCCGAAUAUUUUCCCCUGAGAUCGAAGAAUAAUAGUCGCUAUUUCUCCACUUCUCACGUAUAUCAAGAGCUGACGCCCUUUACCCGUCGGCUGUUCAAGCUCCCCUCCGCCCCAUCUCCGCCAUCGCAGCUUCACAAUGACUUGACAACAUUUCUCUCUUACGCAGACCACAUCUCUCUUCCAGCCACAAGUACAGUCCAUGUUGGCACGCACUACGAAUAUACGGUUCUCCAAACUCUCCGACAUUACGCGCUGAGCCUCAAUCGGAUCGGCGGGCGCGACGAUGCGGGCAUCGACCUCGUUGGAACCUGGCACCUCCCAGAGCGAGAACGAGAGCGCGCGCUCCGUGUCCUAGUACAAUGCAAAUCCCUCAAGGCGAAAGUUGGCCCUAACAUCGUCCGCGAGCUGGAAGGCACCUUCCGCCAGGCGCCUGUUGGGUGGCGCACGGGCCAGACAGUUGGCAUAUUGGUUAGUCCGCGCGAGGCAACCAAAGGUGUUCGCGAUGCAUUAGCGCGGAGUACGUUUCCGUUGUUUUGGAUGAUGAUCGAACGGGAUGGAACUUUGAGACAGGCACUGUGGAACGCUCGUGCCGAGGAGCUUGGGAUUGGGCCUCUGGGUGUGGAAACUCGGUAUGGGGCUACGGACGGCGAGUCCGGCGAGGUGACCAAGCAGGUUGCGUUAACCUGGGAUGGAUGUGAUAUUCCUGAUAUGGAUCAGGUGGAGCAUGGUCUAAUUGAGUUUGAGGAGCAAUGGGUCGCAUCUUGGGGUGUGGACUCGUCGCAAAUUGAUCGGGGCCAAUUGCUGGAUACUGCGGAGAGAGUGCUACCCCAUGAUAUCUCUUCGCAAUUGCCACAUGUGUCACUGUCAGAGGAAGACCGAACGAAGGUCAUUCAAGCUUUACAAGGAUACCAACAACAGGCGGCGUCUGAAUAA